UGAACGUUGCAUAACGUCGGUCAUUGCAUCUCAACGCCUUGCCGCCAACAGGCCAAUGGACACAGAUAUCACUGUGUGACAGCUAUUAACUCGACACAACCAUCCUCAUAUGCAUUGCAAUCAAACCCACCUCAAACGGUCUUUCUGAAAAGGAUACCACCCCUUCCUCGAUGGUCGGGCGCGAUCAGGAACUUCGAACGGCCUAAAGAAGCUCCCAGCCAUGGACGGAGAGGAAAACGCGUGUCGAUCAUCUGCCAUUCCCCGUCUCACGAGAAGUCAGACGACGGGAACCUUCAAAGAUAUAACGACUGCUACGAACAAUGCGUCUCUAUCAAUCCCGCCGAACGGCGUUUUGAAAAGAAAACAGGCCGACUGCUCGUCCAUCGACGUGACUUUCAAGAAAAAGCCCGUUUCCUCCUCCAAACACAAACCGGGUCAUUCCACCUCCAAAUCGGUCGGCGCACCAUCCAGGUCUACCUCAACCAUUCCAUCCGCGCGCAAACCGUCGGCGACUUCACAUUAUGCGACGCGAAGUGUGACCUCUUCGGCAGCAGUUCCCUCCGCGCGUGGUACCACCCGUCCCAAAACCUCGUUUGGAUAUGCAUCCACAGGGAGAAACCCGUGUGCUCGACCGGUCACCUCGAUGGAUACGCAUCAGGCAAAGAGAGCUGGUGAUACUUCAGGGAAACUAAAGGGUGCGAAUCCUAGUCCCCCCGUACCUUCAUCCACCUCUCCAAUGCCCAUCACACCAUUACGAGGGAGCCAUGACAACCGGUUGAACUUUACAUCAGACUGGUCGAGCUCUCCGGCCGCAAGGUCGUACAGAACCCCUACGAGGAUGCCCAACAUUGAUUUGUUAUGCGCUGCCGUCAACGAUCUGUCUAUCAGUUCCCAAAGGCCCCCCGGUGCGCCGCCGUCAGCAGACCGACCAAAACGGCCACCGGCGUCGAGGUUACCCUGUCGCACAUCCCCUCCCAAAACUCUACCAUCUUCUACUGCUGUUUCUCCUUGUCCAUCUAUUGCAUCCUCUUUAAGAUCCUCGCGCCGCACUCCUUCAAAGGUUAACCGGUAUCUGACACGUUAUUCUCAUGUUCAAGGUUGGGACCAAGCCGAAAGAGAAGAGGCCUUAGAAGCGAUGUGUGGGCGGUUGAUGCACCAGAUCAAAGACUCGACCUCCCUCAGCACCGGGCUUCAAGAUGCAAUGGAACUUUACAAGUCACAGAUCCGGGACCUCGAGCAGCAAAGAAUACAGCUUACAGAGCAGAAUGUCAACCUUCGCGUCGACAUCGAUAGUGCCAAAUUACGACUCCAGAACGCAGAAGAGAAAUGGAAGGAUGCGGUCCGCGAAAACGAAAUAACGCUUGAUGACGCUGGCCGGCGACAUCGGAUAGAAAUCGAAACAGUGCGACACGAAAUGAAAACCCAAAUUGACCAUAUCAACCAAAAGCAUCAGGAGGAACUCUUCAGCUUACAACGACGCUUGGAAAUGCAAUUUGAAGAAGAACGAGAAUCCCGUUUGCGCGAAUUGAGGCAGCUUAAUACUGAAUCAGCCAUGGAGCGACAACGCGGACAGAUGGAUGUUGAGAAUAAAGAGCGAGAAAUCAGAAAUUUUAGGGAGGAGAUAGAGAGGCUCCGGAUAGACCUAGAAAGAGAGCGGAUGACGAACGAUGAAUUACAGCGAAACUUGGUGACUGCAAACAGUAGUGGCGUAACUUUGGAAUCGUCGAUCCGUGCUUUGAAAGCUCGAAUCGAGUUUCUGGAGUCAGGAAACAAGGAACAAUCCGAUGCUUUUGCACGGCUCGAUCAACAACUCAACGAUGCCCUUGCGGAAACGAAAGCCACAAAGGAAAAGUUGAGGAAGGAGGAAACGUUACGACGGAGGUUGCAUAACCAAGUCCAGGAACUCAAAGGGAAUAUUCGGGUCUUCUGUCGAGUGAGACCUUUGCUGGACAACGAAACCAUGGAUGCUGCCGCCCGGAUUCGGUUCCCGGAUUCCGACGUUGACUCGAAGGAAAUUUCCAUUCAAGGUCCAGAAGAAAAGAGUAGCCUAGGAAACGUGACGGCCAAAAAUUUCUCAUUCUCGUAUGAUCAUGUCUUUGGUCCGUCAUCCCGAAAUCCCGACGUGUUCGAGGAAAUUAGCCAACUUGUUCAAAGCGCAUUGGAUGGUUACAACGUUUGCAUCUUUUGCUAUGGACAGACCGGCAGUGGGAAAACGCAUACGAUGUCUUCUGAGGACGGUAUGAUCCCACGAGCUGUGGCCCAAAUAUAUGAAACGGCAGCGGAACUCGAAGAGAAAGGAUGGAAAUACACCAUGGAAGGGAGUUUUGUGGAAGUCUACAAUGAAAAUCUAAAUGACUUGCUCGGGAAUGCAGAAGAAUUCGACAAAAAGAAGCACGAAAUACGGCACGAUAUGCAAAAGUGUCAGACAACCAUCACGAACAUCACCACGGUUACCUUGGACUCACCAGCAACGGUUGAAUCUAUGCUUCGCCAGGCUGCAGCAAACAGAUCUGUGGCGGCCACAAAGGCUAACUGGCGAUCAUCUCGAUCCCACUCAGUGUUUAUUUUGAAGCUAACAGGAGAGAAUUCUGUCACUGGAGAGCGAAGUGAAGGCAUCCUCAAUCUUGUGGACCUUGCUGGGAGUGAACGUCUUAGCCACAGCGGGGCUACAGGAGAUAGGUUGAGGGAAACGCAGAAUAUCAAUCGCAGCUUAAGCUGCCUUGGUGAUGUGAUUAGUGCCCUUGGUCAAGGAAAGGAGGGUGGCCAUAUCCCCUACCGUAAUAGCAAGCUCACAUACCUACUCCAAUUUUCGCUCGGUGGCAAUUCAAAAACGCUUAUGUUUGUGAUGGUCAGUCCGCGACAGGAACAUCUUAGUGAAACAUUGACUAGUCUUCGAUUUGCAACCAAAGUACACAAUACGCAUAUCGGCACUGCAAAGAGACAAACCCGGAUUAAGGACUCGUAAAGCACGGGGUAGGUAGUCGCAGGGCCUGUUGGCUCGCCACACCGCUUUCAUCGUGUGUUUGGUGGAGCAGGAUUUCUUAGGAUCGAUUCCCUUUUGCUUUUAUAUCGGCAGGCAUUUCUUAUCAUGGUGUAUCAUUUCGAUUGAACACCAAACUCUGACAAAGGAUUGUGAAUAACUUUUUCCUUUUUCCUUUCCCCUUUUUUUUUUUUUUUUCCCCGUUUCCAGCGCCCAGUUUAUUGAUGCGGCGUCCCAGCCUUUACGACCUCAACGAGGAAUGGCACAUUUUGAAUCAGAUACCCGAAGGUGGUUUUGUAUCUAUUUCCCUUCUUGACUCUCUUUGAAUCGAGCUAGUCGAAGCCGUUUACUUUCAUAUGUCAGGCAUGGAAUGCAAGUCGUUGGAACCACUUAACUCUGCCGGACGCUUUUGAUAGUAAGUUGAUCUGUUUCCUUGCAUGUUCUCGG
Molecule: messenger RNA, 3427 nt
Organism: Coccidioides immitis RS
Lineage: Eukaryota; Fungi; Ascomycota; Eurotiomycetes; Onygenales; Onygenaceae
Product: kinesin motor domain-containing protein
Exons: 5
Coding region: 221-2965 (914 amino acids)
Biological process (GO): microtubule-based movement
Molecular function (GO): microtubule binding; ATP binding; microtubule motor activity
Source: RefSeq, a predicted model, not a curated record